AUGCUGCCGCGGGCGCCGUGGGGCGAGGCAGCGGCGGCGGCACCGGCACGGCGCGGAACGGAGGAUGCGGCCACGGUGGCGGCGGCAACGGCAACAGCAGCAGCCGGCGGCGGAGGAGCGGGGAGCUAUGCGGUGCUGCGUGGCGGGGCCCUGGCCGCACAGCGGGGGUGCCCUCACCACCCUCCUGCUGACAGCUUUGUUGUUAAGCUCUGCUGAUGGCAGUAAUGGAACAGUUAACUGGACGACUAAGCGAGCCCACAGUUAUGUUAUCAGCAGAAUAAAGGCUGUUGAGAAGAAUGUGUACACAAUUCUGUCCAAGGUGCACUCUGAUCGGAAUGUUUACCCUUCUGCUGGAGUUCUUUUUGUUCAUGUUUUGGAGAGAGAGUACUUUAAGGGGGAAUUUCCUCCUUACCCAAAGACUGGUGAAAUCAGUAAUGAUCCCAUAACAUUUAACACCAACCUGAUGGGUUACCCUGACAGACCUGGCUGGCUGCGCUACAUCCAGAGGACGCCAUACAGUGAUGGAGUGCUCUAUGGCUCACCAACUGUAGAAAACGUGGGCAAGCCAACCAUCAUUGAGAUCACGGCGUAUAACAGGCGGACUUUUGAGACAGCGAGACAUAAUUUGAUCAUUAAUAUCAUGUCAGCAGAAGAUUUCCCUUUGCCCUAUCAGGCAGAGUUCUUCAUCAGGAAUAUGAAUGUAGAAGAAAUGCUGGCAAGUGAGGUUCUUGGGGACUUCCUUGGGGCAGUGAAAAACGUGUGGCAGCCAGAGCGCCUGAACGCCAUAAACAUUACUUCAGCCCUGGACAGGGGAGGGAGAGUUCCACUUCCUAUUAAUGACAUGAAGGAGGGUGUCUAUGUGAUGGUUGGGGCAGAUGUUCCAUUCUCUUCCUGCUUAAGAGAAGUGGAAAACCCCCAGAAUCAGCUGAGAUGCAGCCAAGAGAUGGAGCCUGUCAUAACCUGCGACAAGAAGUUCCGUACUCAGUUCCACAUCGACUGGUGUAAAAUCUCCCUGGUUGACAACACAAAACAAGUUUCCACCUUUCAGGAAGUGAUCCGUGGAGAGGGGAUAUUACCUGAUGGUGGAGAAUACAAGCCACCUUCUGACAGCCUGAAAAGCAGAGACUAUUACUCGGAUUUCCUCAUCACCCUGGCGGUGCCCUCGGCAGUAGCAUUGGUGCUCUUUCUAAUCCUUGCCUACAUCAUGUGCUGCCGACGGGAAGGAGUGGAAAAGAGAAACAUGCAAACACCAGACAUCCAGCUGGUCCACCACAGUGCUAUACAGAAAUCAACCAAGGAGCUCCGUGACAUGUCUAAGAACAGAGAGAUAGCCUGGCCUCUUUCAACACUGCCUGUGUUCCACCCAGUCACGGGGGAGAUUGUGCCUCCCCUGCACACAGACAGCUAUGACAACACCAGUAUGCCUCUGAUGCAGACCCAGCAGAACCUGCCACAUCAGACUCAGAUUCCACAGCAGCAGAGUGCAGGAGAAUUUCGUAUGACAACAUUUCAAAGAUUUGAGGUAAAUGGUAUUCCUGAGGAGAGGAAGCUAACAGAAGCAAUGAAUCUGUAAUCAGAGGAGGCAGCAAAUUGUUUUACUUCCUCAUUUGUCAGUUGGUGCAUGAGUUUUUCUGGUGUCUGUUCUGCAUGCCCACAGUAUUGAGAUGAUUUCAGUGCCAGAGAGUGCAGUCACUUCGUGGAGCUGCUGUACUGUAUCCUUUUGUACUUGGGACAGUUUGUAAACCCUGACAACUUUUUAUAUUUGGUACCUUCAGAAAAUAAUCUUUCAUAUAUAUGUAUUAAUAAAUAGCAACGUUUGUUCUGGUUGGGUAUCUCCUGGAGAUUUUAACAAGGAAAUGAACACUUCAAAAAGAAGAACCAGGUUCAAAAGAUUUGAACCCUGGCAGUGUUCAGAGGCAGGCUGGAUGGGGCCUUGAGCAAGAUGGUCUAGUAGGAGAUGGAUGUCCCUUCCCAUGGCAGGGAUUUGGAACUAGAUGGUCUUUAAGGUUCCUUCCAACCCAAACCAUUCCAUGAUUCUGUGAUGAUUUCAAACUGUUCAAUGGGAUGAUGGAAUUGCCUUGUAUUUGCUGAUUAAAAGCAGCAAUGUAUAAGCAUGAAAACUUGUGCAAUAUGGUGAGGCUCAGCAGUAGCAUUCCAGAUGCAGUAGACACUUCUUUUGUAGAGAUUACCAAACCAAAAUGAGCAAAGUUAGCUUGGGGGAAGAAAAACAACCACAAAGCAAGAAGCAAACCCCUGAAACCAUUCCUGCUGAAAAUGAGAUUUCUGUUCCUCUAUCAGAUCCUUCAACCCCCUGAAACCAUUCCUGCUGAAAAUGGCAUUUCUGUUCCUCUACCAGAUCCUUCAGAGCCCUGAAACCAUUCCUGCUGAAAAUGACAUUUCUGUUCCUCUACCAGAUCCUUCAACCCCCUAAACCAUUCCUGCUGAAAAUGGCAUUUCUGUUCCUCUAUCAGAUCCUUCAGAGCCCUAAAACCAUUCCUGCUGAAAAUGGCAUUUCUGUUCCUCUACCAGAUCCUUCAGAGCCCUAAAACCAUUCCUGCUGAAAAUGGCAUUUCUGUUCCUCUAUCAGAUCCUUCAAACCCCUAAACCAUUCCUGCUGAAAAUGGCAUUUCUGUUCCUCUACCAGAUCCUUCAAACCCCUAAAACUCUUCCUGUUGGAUUUCCUUUCCUUUACCAGCUCCUUCACCAACUUGUAAGCAAUAAAUAUUUAAAAUCUGUCCAUUCAUUCCUGUGGUUGUGUUGGAAGAAACUGUUCCAAACCACUGUAGGCAGAAAUUAAAUGUCUGCAAGUAACCAAGGGUAGAUUUUGUUCUUGUGUAUAUAGAUGGACCAACUUUUAACUCUUUUUUUGUUUGUGAUAUUCCUGAUGUAGUCUCUUUUUUAUAUCCUCCACGUUAUUUGUCUUGUUUGAAGCAAAAGGAGUUAGGGAGAGCAAAAACCCAGGGAUUAUUUUUUUUGCAUCUUAAAAAGGAGUUGGUUAAAUGUGUGGCUGCUGUGAGAGGCAUUUGUGUAGCUGAAAGCUUAAUAAUGGAACUUUGUUAGAAGAAACUGAGCUUAUUUCCUUAUUAUUCCCUUAAAUUAUCACCAUUUACUGAAAAAAAAAUCUCCUGAUGUGGUUUGGCUUACUUUAAAUUAGUCUAAAUUGCUCCAAUAGUUCAGUCUCUGCUGUAACAGCUCACACCAACAAAAGUAAGAUCAGUAAGACCUGGGGCUUUACCUUGAAGCAUUCUGCUGUUUGAAGCUGACCCUUGUGCUUUGGCUCUCUCCUGCAGUGUUUUCUCUUUCAGAAGCUGCAAGUUGUUCUUCAGGACACUGCAUUGGAAGCAGAAAGCUGUGUGUGCUUUAGCAUUGCUAAAUGCUGCCUGUGUUUCCUUAGCUGAGCUUUCUGACGUCUCUGCUAAGAGAAAUUUGUGUAAUUUAGGAACUUGAGGCUAAAAAGAAACUGUAAAGUAAGGAUAGUAGGGUUUGUAAAAAGACCAAAGCAGUUACUGGCUUUUCUUUCCCUCCCCUCCCUGCCCUCUUCCUUCAAAAUACCAAACGUUAUUUAUGUUAAAGAGACUUUCUGCAAAGGCAUGGAGUGACAGGAGCAAGAGUGACAGCUCCAAACUAGAAGAAGCUGGACUGAGAUGAGACAUUAGAGGAAAUUCUCCCCCAUGAGGGUGGUGAAGCACUGGGACAGGUUGCCCAGAGAAGUUGUGGAGGCUUCAAGCCUAGCAGUGUUCAGAAGGAGGUUGAAUAAGGCCUUCAGCAAUUGUGGCUAGUAGGAGGUGUCUCUGCUGACGGUGGGAUGGCUGGAACUACAUGGUCUUUGAGGUCCCUUCCAAGCCAAACCAUUCCAUGAUUCUAUAAUCUAGCCAUGGGAAUCAUACCAGUGGUUGCUGUACUAUGAGAAGUAGCUUAAGCUAAGUUGAAGUGUCUGAGACAGCUGGCAUAAAGAACCAUUCCAACUCCCUUUCAAGGUAGCACUCCUGACACCUACCUUGUCUAGAAGGUACCAGGCAGGAGCUUUCAGCACUCAGCCAGCCUCCUAAGAAACCUCUCCUUUUGUCCAGCAGCUUGGGUGGUCAUCAGAGUACAAACAGCAUUUGGUUUCUCCUAGUUUCUCCUGCUGUUUUCAGCUGUAUGAGCUUCAGUGCUUUGGAACAGAAAUGAAUGGAAUGGAUUUUAAAUACUGGUUUCUGCUGCAGCCUAAGACUGACCUUUGUAAAUAGUGUUGGGUUUGGACCCUAACAGGUUCUGAUGUGACAAUCAACUACCAGUGGAGCUGCUCCCAGCUUAAUAUCUUAAUAUUCACCAGUGCCAAUAGAUGUAAGGAGAUUCCUUAAAGUGUUCUGUACACCUUAAGGAAAGUUUGUACCAGCAGCUGCUCCACUCAACCCUCAAAACAAUCUGAUGAUGUAGGUGACUUGGGUAUUAGGCACACCCAGAGUGUUUUAUAGUUGAGAGCUUCAUUUACUUGAGGUACAUUUAGUAAGAGAUGAUUUAUUUUUACUUAUUCAAACCAUUACUCUGAAAGCAUAGAUUUAUAAAGCUGGCUAAAGACACUUAAUGGCUAAAGAUUACUGAAGUGCUGAUAGUUAAGAGCAGUACAUUCACAACCCCUUUUAAUGGCAGCAUGAACUGCUGAUGCAGUGGGAGGCAGCUGCAACCAAAUGAACUGAAAAGCACUCCAGCUGCCUUUGUGUAAAUACCUGAAAUGUAACAUCUAAUAAACAGGAACACACGAA
Molecule: messenger RNA, 4745 nt
Organism: Pogoniulus pusillus (Red-fronted tinkerbird)
Lineage: Eukaryota; Metazoa; Chordata; Aves; Piciformes; Lybiidae
Gene: SGCE
Product: sarcoglycan epsilon
Exons: 13
Coding region: 65-1573 (502 amino acids)
Cellular component (GO): membrane; sarcoglycan complex
Source: RefSeq, a predicted model, not a curated record